Pecten maximus is the source of this 1083-nucleotide messenger RNA. RefSeq names its product 3-oxoacyl-[acyl-carrier-protein] reductase FabG-like. Gene Ontology annotation, molecular function: oxidoreductase activity. The record is from RefSeq and is a predicted model, not a curated record. The transcript has 9 exons. Lineage: Eukaryota; Metazoa; Mollusca; Bivalvia; Pectinida; Pectinidae. The coding region runs from base 113 to 919 and encodes 268 amino acids.
AUUGCCCUCUUGAUUUAUCUGUUAUUCUAUACGAAGAAUUUGUCUAUCUCCCAGUCAGUGGUUGUACUCUGGUCGACAGCAAGCUACCGGCCAGGCGAUACUGGAAACGAGCAUGGAAUCUCUCAGAGACAAAGUCACUAUCAUCACAGGCGGUGGUGCUGGAUUUGGAAGAGUAACAGCGCUUCUUUUUGCUAAAUAUGGAGCCAAGUUGGUACUUGGUGACUUCAACAUCGCGGGUGCGGAAGCUGUAGCAGAGGAGUGUAAAAAGGCAGGACUAUCGAUUGAUGACGUUCUCACCGUGGAAGCAAACAUUACCAAAGAAGACGAUAGAAAGAAAAUUGUCGACGAAUGUAUUUCCAAAUUUGGUAGACUGGAUAUUUUGAUAAAUAACGCCGGUAUAGGACGAUUUGCACCCCUAACACAGACACCACCCGACAUGUAUGAUGCUGUAAUGGACCUCAAUGUAAAGGCACAGCUUUAUAUGACACAACUAGCUGUUCCACACCUAAAGGCAACUAAAGGGAACAUUGUGAAUCUAGCAAGCAUUGUAUCGGAGGAAGCGAUGCCUUUGAGUGGCGUUUACGGAAUGAGUAAAGCAGCUGUGGCGAUGUUUACCAAAACUCUGGCCUUAGAAAUGGCAGAGUUUGGAGUACGUGUAAACGAAGUUAGGCCUGGCACUGUGAACACGAACUUCUAUGAUGCUUUUUUUGGUGGAGAUACUGAGAAAUUACAGUUGCUGAUGACGGCAGAACACCCGAAGCAUCCCUUAGGAAGACUUGCAACACCAGAGGAGGUGGCAAAUGCGAUUGCUUUUCUCGCGUCAGACAUGGCGUCCUACACAACCGGAAAUGCCAUUUAUGUUGACGGUGGGCGUCAUUGUGUUGGGGCCGGAUUCGCUGCGAUGCCAAAGACAAAGUGAUGUCUUUUUACCAGAAUAUAUUUCUGUUAUAGAUUAUAUUCAUGAUUGUGUGUGUAUACUUGGUUGUUUAAACUUUUAAACUGUUGUUGGUAAACACGUCGUUAUAUCAAUAAAAAGGUGCGUGGUUGUACAAUCACAAAAACAUGUGUCUGGCUUCAGAGUAA